Messenger RNA from Lachancea dasiensis, 474 nucleotides. NCBI's taxonomy places the organism in Eukaryota, Fungi, Ascomycota, Saccharomycetes, Saccharomycetales, Saccharomycetaceae. The record is from the annotation of a GenBank genome assembly.
AUGAAGAACUACAGUGUGACUGUCGAUGCGAAAGAUGGGAAGCUAUAUAGGAAAUAUACGGUUGUUCCCAGGCGCUAUCGACUUUCUUGUUUGUUGAAUCUACUCAUUUUUGCAGCGUUAAACGCUGCUGUAGCUUGCUACACAGAUGCAAAGUUAUCCAUCUCUCAUUUUACCAAAAUGAUUCUGCAGCUACUAUCCGUGGCGCUGUCACUAAUACUGAUACGGAAUCCUACUAUCGAAUCGCUAUAUGUGUUCAGACAAACUGGAAUUCAGAUGUCCACCAUGGCAGGAUGUGUUCUCUUACCACGGUCUCUUAAUGAGCGAUGGCUUGAACAAACAAUAUUCAUUCCCAACGACAGAAUUGUUGAUCUAGUCAUCAAUGAGGGCUUCACUAAAGGGUUUCAAGUGAUAUUUUACAUGGCUGUAAUCCUAAAAGACGCUACAAAGCUACAAUUGGUAUUUCCUGUAUGUUAA